Ipomoea nil (Japanese morning glory) is the source of this 1177-nucleotide messenger RNA. RefSeq lists its product as uncharacterized. The coding region runs from base 358 to 993 and encodes 211 amino acids. The transcript has 6 exons. The record is from RefSeq and is a predicted model, not a curated record. Lineage: Eukaryota; Viridiplantae; Streptophyta; Magnoliopsida; Solanales; Convolvulaceae.
AAAUCCGAGUGUCCAACCAAACAACACUGCUCUGGUGCUCCCUCAGUCCCUCACUCGCUCGUCGCCGGACAGAACAGGACGCCGAAACAGCAGGGUUUUUUCCCUACUCUAAUACUUUUUGGAUUUAGUAGUUCCCAUUAAAUCCAGUAACUAAUAAGCUUGUUAUGAGAAAUGACAUAUGCCCGAUCCAAAAGUUGUUUAAGAACUUGUUUGACAUCAUUAACAAAAAAGAGAGGAGAAUUUAGCAAAGUGUGUAAAUAGAUGGAGCAAUCUGGCGCAGUUUCUUCGAAAUUCUUCAAUAAUAACUCUCAAGGACUCUUUUUCAGAAAUCUUUCCAGGUCAAGUUUUGCAUUAUAGAUGAGUGAUUGUCUGAAAAUGCUUUGUUCGCAUCGAAAGCAUGUUCUCUUUCUGAUAUACAUUAUUAACUUCAGCCUCAUUGGUCCAGCACUGAGUCAUAGGAGUAAGCAUGAGACCAAAGUCCUGCAUGUUGGGGAGGAGCUACAGAAGGAAACUAUUUCAUUACAGUCAGCAUCCCGACUGUACCAUUUGCAGGGACUGAAAUCUCACACUUGGUAUGAAGUAAAGAUAUCUUAUCCUGCUUCUAUACCAGCUACUUUUUCUUUACAACUCAAGAAAGAUAGUUCAGGGUUGGAGCUAAAUAGGGAAAGAAAAUUACUGGAUACUGAAAAAUUAAUAUUCAAGACUGAUGUCUUGGACUUGCUUGAUAAUCAGGGUGCUAUGUUUGUAUUGGUAACUGUGGAGCCUGAGGGGGUUGUUGCAAUACGUGGAGUGCAAGAAAGAAAAUUCGUCAUAUUCAAUAUAGUUUGUGACGAACUAUAUUUAGGCAUUCCGGAGAAAGCAUGGUAUGUUGUCGUGUUGGUAAUAUUGUGCUUGGUUGUUGCAUUUGUGAUCCCAUCUUUUCUCCCACUGUAUCUUCUACCAAGGAGUCAAAACCGAAAUAUAGCUGAUCAGGUAAUAUCUAAGGAUUCUUAACUAUGUCGGACCUGACAUCUCUGUAGCUGUGAGUCUCAUUUUUUUUCUUUUUAAAAUAAUCUUAUAGGCUUUUGAUUUGUGACCACUUUGAACUAUAUUCAUUUAUAUGUCUUCAGUCUAAUGUAUUGAAGUGUAAUCAAUUUGAUAUAUUCAGGCUGUGAAAUGAGAACUUUAUAUUUAACUA